GCCCAAUGAGGAACGCGGCCGAAGCUGGCCUGUCAAGAGAAGGGGCUGGGGGCGGGGAGAUGGUGAGUCGGGGAUAAACACUCCGCGGCGGUGGCGGCUGCUGCUCUGCUCCGGGUUCUGUCACUGUGUCGGCGGUGCCCAGCUCACUGGCCCCCUCCCUCUCUUGUCGAGCGUGGUUGCCAGAGAGGCUCUCUCAGCCCUGCUCCGCAGGGUCCACAGCGGGCUCCACAGCGGUCCGGCGGCGGCAGCGAGCCCGUGGGCAGUGGGGGUUGGUCCCGUGGCUCCGGCCCCCGGUGCAGAAUGGCGGCGGCGGUUCGGAUGAACAUCCAGAUGCUGCUGGAGGCAGCCGACUAUCUGGAGCGGCGGGAGAGAGAAGCUGAACAUGGUUAUGCCUCCAUGUUACCAUACAAUAACAAGGACAGAGAUGCCUUAAAACGGAGGAACAAAUCCAAAAAGAAUAACAGCAGUAGCAGAUCAACUCACAAUGAAAUGGAGAAAAAUAGACGGGCUCAUCUUCGCUUGUGCCUGGAGAAGUUGAAGGGGCUGGUGCCACUUGGACCCGAAUCAAGUCGACACACUACGUUGAGUUUAUUAACAAAAGCCAAAUUGCACAUAAAGAAACUUGAAGAUUGUGACAGAAAAGCCGUUCACCAAAUAGACCAGCUUCAGCGAGAGCAGCGACACCUGAAGAGGCAGCUGGAGAAGCUGGGCAUUGAGAGGAUCCGGAUGGACAGCAUCGGCUCCACCGUCUCCUCGGAGCGCUCCGACUCCGACAGGGAAGAAAUCGACGUUGACGUGGAGAGCACGGACUAUCUCACAGGUGAUCUGGACUGGAGCAGCAGCAGUGUGAGCGACUCUGACGAGCGGGGCAGCAUGCAGAGCCUCGGCAGUGAUGAGGGCUAUUCCAGCGCCAGCAUCAAGAGAAUAAAGCUGCAGGACAGUCACAAGGCAUGUCUUGGUCUCUAAGAGAGUGGGCACUGCGGCUGUCUCCUUGAAGGUUCUCCUGUUGGUUCUGAUUAGGUAACGUAUUGGACCUGCCCACAACUCCCUUGCACGUAAACUUCAGUGUCCCACCUUGACCAAAAUCAGCUUUGUAACUGUUUUCAAGGAAGUGCUUAGGAUUGUGGGUUUCUGAUUGCAUCCACUAGCUUCUCUUUUUCUCGCCAUAAAAAUUUGUCUCUGAGAGACUAUACAUUCCAAUCAAUUUGAAGCAUCCAAGAAUUCUUAGACCGAAUAAGCAAUGUCCACAUCUCAGCAGUCCCCCUCUUUGCUCUGCUUGUGUCCUCUCCUAGACCUUUCUUCCAGUUUUCUGGCUUACUGUGUUACUUGCCUAGGAGGAAUGUCCAAGUGUGUCUUGUACUUAGGAAACUGAAGGAAACAAACUUUUGAAAUUGAGAUCCUGAUCUCAGAACUCCGAAGUAAGCUUUGAAAGUGGCAUUUAAGAGCACUUAACCAUGGACCUCACCACCAGUGAGGAAGUCAGUAAUACCUCUAGAAAACACGCCCUUCACACCGCACAUGCUCAUUCCCCCGACGCGCCGCGUGUGGAUGGGAGCAGUAUUUCUCACUUUAAAAUGGACACCUUGAUAGUGUGUCUUUGGGGUUGCACAGCUCAUCAAAGUUCCAAAUUGUUUGUUCUCACAAACAAAACGGUACAAUCUAUUUUUGUGCGAUGUUCUUGGGACCUCGCUGUGUUCUGCUAUCUCGAGGCACAUUCUCCCCUCCAACUUUGUUAAUGCUACUUGUCUCUGGAAGAUUUUUUUUUCCUACCUCAGAGAUAAAUGAGAUCUCCAUUUCCCACUUAACACAGUGAUUAUCCUUUUUUUUCCCCCCCGAAAUAGUGACAUUUGGUCCAAUUAUAAUCUAUUUUCCUAUUGAACUUUCAGCAAUAACUGAGCUGUGGCACUAGCAGAGCUAGUAGCCAUUAUCAGUGAAAGAAGAAGUCCACAUUUCUACCCUCUGUUGCAGGUGAACAGGAGAGGAUGGUACACCGUUACUAGAACUCCUCUCCUUAUUGAUUAUUUUUGGACACACCCAGAAACUUCUUUAUGGAGGCUUUUGGGUUGAUAGUUUAAAAGGCUGAUUUUUCUUUUUGGUUAUGAUUUCUCCCUUAAGUGGUCUCCGACUUUGUAGCAUUUUUAUUUAAGCUAAAACAGAGCACAUGUAUAUGUACAUAAGACACAUUAAAUCUAUAAAUACUAUUUAUUCAUUUUAUAUAAACUAAUGUAAUGGAAAAUAAAUUCUUAUGACUUUGUGCUUUUAUAGAUGUUCUAGAAACUUUGUAUGUAGGUAUCUACAAAAUUAGUUCAUUCCCCUGAAUAUUUUUGCAUUCAUAUUUUUGAGGUCUUGAUGUUUUCAGCCACUGGCGAAUCUUUUUCAUUGAAUUUGAACCAUUUGUAAAAUCUGUGAUGCUGAAGCAGAGUGUGUCACAAAGUGAUGAGAACAUUCCUAAAAUCCAUGGACGCACUGCGACCUAAGGGCUCAACGGCUGACUCGGCAGCGGGCAGCCACCCCACGCUCCCCUGCGGUCACUCGCACACCACAGCCUGAAGCUCCCCCAGCGCCUGCACCUCGCACACAGCUAGGGUCAAAGUUCAAACGCACUCCACACGGAAGCUCAUUCUAUACCCGAAGAGCAAUCUCAAAAAGCAAGAUUACUUUUGUGUUUUUUAAAAAAUGAUUCUUUAAUGUAUUUUUCUAAACGUUCUAAUUGGAAGUAGUGGAUUCCUAAAUGAUUUCAAAGUCAUCUGUAAUUCUGUUUUUGUUUUGUUCUGUUUUUUCUUCAUUUCAGCUUUGGGUGGGGGGAGGGGCAGGUGACACAAAGGUUUUUUUUUAUUUUUUUUAUUUUUGGAAUCUUUUCCAAUAACCAGCUAAAGAUUUGCACUGAAAUACAACUUGUAUGCCUUUUGCAUUUUUAAAGCCUGCUUCCUGGAUUUAAGCAGAGUGAUAGUGUUCAAAGAGCCAGUUCAGCCUGUAACAUAUUUGAAAAAGAUAUGUCUGCACUUUGAGGUCCCUUUUGAAUGCCAUUCACUAGACCUCUCAAGCAUUUUGUUUCAUUGCUACAUCCAAGCGCCUCACAAGUCCACAAUGCGGGACAGCAUCAAAAGCUCAAGACUUUGGAAAAAGCUUGUGGGCUUGCACUGGGGGAGGGAAGGGAACAAAAUUUGUGUACUUCUUUGUUUAAUUUAGAAAUAAGGCAUCCAAGAGAUGCCAUUAUUUUCUGUGUUUCAAUUGUUGUGCCUUUGAGUUAAACUGCAUUUUUGUCUUUUGGUUGAAAUCUGAAAUGUACUGUCCCAAUAUAAAACAGUAAUUAUUUGA
This is a messenger RNA of Pongo pygmaeus (Bornean orangutan), 3318 nucleotides long. It is a transcript of the gene MXD1, whose product is annotated as MAX dimerization protein 1. Gene Ontology annotation, molecular function: protein dimerization activity; DNA-binding transcription factor activity, RNA polymerase II-specific; RNA polymerase II cis-regulatory region sequence-specific DNA binding. The coding region runs from base 301 to 966 and encodes 221 amino acids. NCBI's taxonomy places the organism in Eukaryota, Metazoa, Chordata, Mammalia, Primates, Hominidae. Gene Ontology annotation, biological process: negative regulation of transcription by RNA polymerase II. The transcript is spliced from 6 exons. The record is from RefSeq and is a predicted model, not a curated record.